ACCUAGUGAAGCUGGUCUGGGACGGCAGCCUGAUAACUCCCCUCCCCGCCUUUCCUGAGCCCCCUCCUCCACUUUCCCGCCACUUCGAGUUUCGGCGCGUCAGAGAAAAGCGGGAGCCCACAAGGGAGUCAGCCGAUAUUUUCUAGAACAAAACACCAUGGACAAGUAUGAAAUAAUUAAAAAGAUUGGGGAAGGCGCUUUUGGCAAAGUAUUCUUGGCUAGAGGAAAAGAGGAUAACCAACAGUGUGUUAUCAAAGAGAUCAAUUUAGUGAAGAUGCCGAGGAAACAAAAAGAAUCCUCUAAGGAAGAAGUUGCUCUCCUGGCCAAGAUGAAGCAUCCCAAUAUAGUAGCCUUCUACUCUUCACUUCAAGAGAAAGAUAAGCUAUAUAUUAUCAUGGAGUACUGCAGUGGAGGUGAUCUAAUGAAGAAGAUAAAGCAACAGCGUGGCAUAUUGUUUGAAGAAGACAAGAUCCUGGAUUGGUUUGUACAGAUAUCUUUAGGACUAAAGCAUAUACAUGACAGGAAGAUUUUACAUAGAGAUGUAAAAGCACAGAAUAUUUUUCUCAGCAAUAAUGGAAUGAUAGCAAAACUUGGAGACUUUGGGAUUGCAAGAACAUUAAGCGAUACUAUGGAAUUUGCUUGUACCUGUGUAGGAACACCAUACUACCUGUCUCCUGAAAUCUGUGAGAACUGCCCAUAUAACAAUAAAACAGAUAUAUGGUCUCUUGGAUGUGUCUUAUAUGAGCUCUGUACUUUAAAACAUCCUUUCGAAGGCACAAGUUUACACCAGCUCAUGCUGAGGAUCUGCAGAGGCCAUUUUGUGCCGGUGUCUACAAAGUACUCAUAUGACUUAAGAAUUUUAAUAUCCCAGUUGUUUAAAACAGCUCCAAGAAAUCGCCCCUCUAUCAACUCCAUAUUGAAAAAGCCCUUCUUGGAGAAGCGAAUAAAGAAACAUUUAUCUCCAAAGGUAAUGGAAGAAGAGUUCAGCCACACUGUUAUUCACAGUAAAAGACCUCUAGCUUCAUUGUCAUCUGCUCCUAAAGUUCAGAAAUUAAAAAUCCAUGAUCAUCAUCCUCCAAGACCCAAGAUGGAGGUGCAGGCUGGAAAACAAAAAAUAUUAUGUAAAAAUGAACGCAAAUCUCCUUCAAGACUCCAGGAUCCCAUUAUCCAGCACAGGAACCCCAAGUUUAAGUUGUACGGGAAGCCAGAAGUUGUCAAAAUGUGUCGGCCCUAUAACCAUUAUUAUGAAAAACUUGACAAGCUGCGAGAGAGGGCCUUUGGGGAAGACGACUGUCCUCCUAUUAGCCAAAGAAUGGAAGAUUAUUUUAUGGAGAAAGGACAAGAACCACCACCACCACCAUCUCAUUGGCCUGCAGAUUACCUUCAAAGACGAUUCAAUGCCCAGCAAUACAAGAUAAAAGUAGAGAAGCAGCUUGGGCUGCGACCAUCAUCUGCUGAUCCCCGCUAUCAUGAGAUGCAAAAUCAGGAAAUAAAGGAAGAGAAACUUAAAGUCUGGCAAAAACCUAAUUCUAAAAAAAAUGAAAUGAAAGAACAGGAAUACCUAGAAGAGCUGCAGAAAAUUCGUCAACAGUACCAAAGUGAAAUCAAUGAAAUUAAACUUAGAGCAGAAACACUAGAGGAGAACCCAGAUGUGAGUGGGAAAACCUAUCUCGUGAAACAAAAGAAGACCGAGGACCAGCCAGCUCACAACAGUGACGUCCCUGAAGGAAAAUGUGAUCCUGUUCAGGCUAUUGAACAAAACUUGAAAAAACCUGGACUGCGUAAUUGGCAAGACAGAAAUGUUGCAGCAGUAAAACACAAAGCGAAGGGAGGUAUAAAGUUUCAGAUUGAUUUAGAAGAUGGUGUUCCACAGGUGAAUAAUUCCCAAGGCAAUAAAGAGGAACAGGAUAAGCUUAAUGAGACCUUGACUUUUGAGGCUGGAAAAAAUCUUAAAGAAAAAUUGACAAAUAUCUGUAAUAAUUAUACUGACCAAGCUUUGGCAGAAUUAUGCUGUUUGGAAACAGAUUCUGAGAAUGAAGAUGAUUCUAUAUCUAACAGGAAGCACUGGCAGGACGCAGUUCCACAGACACUCCUGAACCUCUUAGGAAAAGCAGAUGUCACCACUGAGUCCCUACCCAUGGAUAAAGCGGACCCAGUGAUCAUUAUGCCUUUAGACUUCUCUGAAAAAAGGAAAAAAUGGAGCCAAGAAUCCCCUGGGACACUACUGAACAUGUUAGCAGAAGCAGAGUGCUCCAGUGUCUCUCUGAACCAAGCUGAAGAACCCAAGGAGGCAGUAACCCCACCAGUGCCCAGAACUGAUGACACCGAACCAGAAUCAGGUUCUGCUGUUGAAGUGGAUGAAGACAGACUUGUGCCAAGGUCUGAUGAUGAUGACACUAAUUUUGAAGAAUCUGAAGAUGAAUUGAGGAAUGAGCUGAUAGAAUCCCUGGAGAAAGUAAUAUCAUCACUGGAAGAAGGUUUAAAAGGUCCAGUGGAGUCAGUGGACCAAGAUCAACAGGAACAAGACAGAUUAACCAAGAAAACACCGGAUGGAGGUUUGGAAGAAAAUGGUGACCUGACUGGAAACAAACGGGAAACUCCAGUCAGUUAACGUAAUCUUGCACAAUAGCUUCUAAAGACUUAUAGCAACAAGAGUUUGCUUUACAAAACUAGUGCCCAUUUGUAGGAUCAACAGCCAUCACUCUGUAGUGAACCAAGUAUCAGGUUCUCAGUACUAGAAAUGAGAUGUUCCACUGCACCUUACAUUAAUGAACUUGACAAAACAUACAACUGCCCUCCCUGUCUUUGAAGUUACUACUUCUUUGCAUUAACUCCAUGCUGGUUUUUUAUGCUGAAACAUUUAAGUUGCCAGUUUCUCUAGUUUAUCAAGUAUUCCAUAUUAUUUUCCAAAACUAGAAGUUGAUCAUUCCAUCCAAUUAUGAUAUUGCCACUUUCUGGUGACCGGAUUUUUGGCUGGGCUGAUGUAUGUUAUGUCCAGCAGAAUACAAUCUUCAUGUAAUGACUGGUGAAAUUGAUUACCUAUUUCAAUGAUAGUUUUUCAGUAUGAUACUUCAGGAAGGUGGUGUCAAUUUAACAGUAAGAAUAAUUUCCAGUCAAAAGUAGAUGGGGGACUUAAUACUAUAAAAGUUAAUUGAAAAAUCUAACUAACUUUUAGCUAUACAGUCAAACAAGUUGAGCUACCCCCUUGAAAAACAACUGCAGUCUUAAGAUGUCCUGACAC
Molecule: messenger RNA, 3241 nt
Organism: Sphaerodactylus townsendi
Lineage: Eukaryota; Metazoa; Chordata; Lepidosauria; Squamata; Sphaerodactylidae
Gene: NEK5
Product: NIMA related kinase 5
Exons: 23
Coding region: 158-2611 (817 amino acids)
Biological process (GO): protein phosphorylation
Molecular function (GO): protein kinase activity; ATP binding
Source: RefSeq, a predicted model, not a curated record